AUGAGUCAGCAAGUGAAUUUCAGGUCCCGCAGCGACAAGGGCAACUUCAGUGUGCUUUCUGCAGUGGUGCCAAGGAAAUCCGUGGGCAGCAUGGCUUCUUGCCAUGCAGCUGGCCACAGGACUGAGGCUGGCCUCAGCAGCAGGAGCCUCUACAGUCUUGGAGGAAAUCGGCAUAUUUCCUUCAGUGUGGCAGGUGGCAGUGCCCGGACUACAGGGCACAGCUUUGGGCAUGGGUAUGGAGGGGGUCGAGCCAGUGGCUUUGCCAACAGCAUGUUUGGCAGUGUGGCCCUGGGGCCCACUUGUCCAUCUGUCUGUCUGCCUGGGGGCAUCCACCAGGUCACAGUCAACAAGAGCCUCCUGGCUCCCCUGAAUGUGGAGCUGGACCCUGAGAUCCAGAAGGUGUGCGCACAGGAGUGGGAACAGAUCAAGGCUCUGAAUGACAAGUUCGCCUCCUUCAUCAACAAGGUGUGCUUCCUGGAGCAGCGGAACCAGGUGCUGCAGACCAAGUGGGAGCUGCUGCAGCAGCUGGAUCUAAGCAACUGCAGGAGGAGCCUGGAGCCUCUUUACGAGGCCCACAUCAGCAAUCUUCGCAAACAGCUAGAGGCACUGUCUGGGGAAAGGGUACAGCUAAACUCAGACCUGAGGAACAUGAGGGAUGUGGUGGAGGACUACAAGAAAAGAUAUGAGGUUGAGAUUACCCAACGUACAGCAGCAGAGAAUGAGUUUGUACUGCUUAAGAAGGAUGCAGAUGCAGCCUACACGGUCAAGGUGGAAAUUCAAGCCAAAGUGGACUCUCUGGACAAAGACAUCAAAUUUCUCAAGUGUCUGUACGAUGGGGAGGUUGCCCAGCUCCGGACUCAUGCCAGUGAGACCUCUGUCAUCCUGUCCAUGGACAACAACCGAGAUCUGGACCUUGAUGACAUCAUGGAUGAGGUCUGUGCCCAUUAUGAGGACAUCGCCCUAAAGAGCAAGGCUGAAGCUGAGGCGUUGUACCAGACCAAGAUCCAGGAGCUGCAGCUGGAGGCUGGCUGCCAUGGGGGUAGCCUGCAACACACCAGGAAUGAGAUGUUGGAGCGGAACCGGCUUAUCCAGAUGAUCCACUGUGACAUCGCUAACAUGAAGAAGCAGUGUUCCAAUCUGGAGAGGGCCAUUGCUGAUGCUGAGCAGAGAGGGGAUAGUGCCCUCAAGGAUGCCAGGGUCAAGCUGGAUGAGCUGGAGGGUGCCCUGCAGCAGGCCAAGGAGGAGCUGGCUCGGAUGAUGCGUGAGUACCAGGAGCUCAUGGGCCUCACGCUAUCACUGGAUGUGGAGAUUGCCACCUACCGCAAGCUCCUGGAGGGUGAGGAGUACAGGAUGUCUGGUGAGAACCCAUCUUCUGUGAGUGUCUCUGUCAUCAGCAGCAGUUAUGGUUCCUAUAGUUAUCAUCCCAGCUCUAUGAUCGCUGACUCUGAGGCUGGCAAUUCAGUUGUUGGCCCCAGCACCCCUCGAAACAGCCAGAUCAAGACUAGAGAAUCAAGUGUAGACCUCAAGGACGCGCAGGACAAGAGCACUGUUGCUGCUGGUACCCUGGCCAGGAGGACCCUUCGAUAA
Messenger RNA from Mastomys coucha (southern multimammate mouse), 1587 nucleotides. RefSeq names its product keratin 74 (gene Krt74). Lineage: Eukaryota; Metazoa; Chordata; Mammalia; Rodentia; Muridae. Gene Ontology annotation, molecular function: structural constituent of skin epidermis. The record is from RefSeq and is a predicted model, not a curated record. Gene Ontology annotation, cellular component: keratin filament. Gene Ontology annotation, biological process: keratinization; intermediate filament organization.